UUACCUUCUCUUACCUGUGGUAUUGAAAGCUCAAGGAUAUGACCAAUAUCUAUUAGGUGCUUACUGGGUUGAAAUAAAAGCACACGUUGAACUGUCAAAAUGGAAUCGCCGGUGGGGAAAGGUUUUUACAGAAUGGAGAUACAGAAAACUACAUGGGAUGUUCCUGAGCAAUAUGUCGAACUGAAAGCCGUUGGCUCUGGCGCUUACGGUACUGUGUGUUCCGCCAUUGACCUGCAUACCAAGGAAAAAGUUGCCAUAAAGAAGCUAUAUCGUCCCUUUCAGUCCCUGAUUCAUGCCAAACGGGCUUAUCGAGAACUACGACUCUUGCGCCACAUCCAGAAUGAAAAUGUGAUCUGCCUCCUGAAUGUCUUCACACCCGAUUCCUCUCUGGAGAAAUUCCAGACGUUUUAUCUAGUAAUGCCCUUCGUGGCGAAGGACCUCGGUCACAUAAUGAAGAAAAGGAGACUGACCGAUCGCGUCAUUGUUUACCUGUUCUACCAGUUACUACGUGGACUCAAGUAUAUCCAUUCAGCAGGGAUCAUUCAUCGGGACCUUAAACCUGGUAACAUCGCUGUCAACGAGAACUGUGAAUUGAAGAUCCUGGACUUUGGCCUGGCCAGACAUGCCGAGAGUGAGAUGACAGGGUAUGUAGUCACACGGUGGUACAGGUCGCCGGAGAUAAUCUUCAACUGGAUGCACUACAGCCAAUCAGUGGACCUGUGGUCAGCAGGGUGCAUUCUGGCUGAGAUGAUCACGGGUCAGGUUCUGUUUCCAGGCAACGACAGCAUUGACCAGCUGAAGAGGAUCCUCAGUGUGACAGGAACGCCGCCGCCCUCCCUGGUUCAGAAGAUGCAGAGCAAAGACGCUCGCACAUAUGUGCAGAAUCUCCCCAUCCAAAGGAAGAAAAACUUUAAAUUGGUUUUUCCCUCCUUGGAUGCAAAAGCGGUGGACCUGCUGGAGAGAAUGCUGCUGCUGGACCCGGAGACCAGGACCACAGCUAAAGAGGCCCUCACACACCCGUACUUCUCUGAGUACCAUGACCCCGAAUCUGAACCCGACUCCCCGCCUUACGACGACUCCUUCGAAAGUAAGGAGCUUGACGUGGGAGAGUGGAAGAGUCUGAUUCACAUGGAGAUUAUGACUUUUGACCCCAGCAACCCUGGUGCCACUGCAGUGUAGCGGACUGGAUCUACAGACUCCAUUUCUCCCGUUGGACGGACAUGGAGGUUGUGAGCUAAAUGGCCGAGCUACAUGUUAUAAAAAACAUUGAGCUAUAACAUUUCACAAACUGGAUCUAAGACUUAGUGAGACAUGCACCAUUAUAUUGUAUGUCGUAAUUUUGGGAAAAAUCCUCAGGUUUUAAGGGUAGGUCAUGGUGUAUGCCUUUAGAAAGUGUUGUAAAUUUGUAUGAAUGAUGGACAUACAGAACAUUUAAUUUAAUAGUGCUGUUAUCAAAGAUAAUUCAGUAAUCGACCACAGACUUAGUGUUUAACCAAUUGGCUGCAAUGUAUUUUAUGUAUGCACACUGUUUUUUAUUUUGACUGAGUAAAACCUGAAUUCAGUCUCAAUUAUAAACUCACUACCUCAGUUUGCAUAUCCUCAAGCAACAUUUUUUUUUCAUCUUAAUUGGUAAUGUGUUGGUUGCAAGAAAACACUUUCUGAAUGAAAGUAUAAACAUAUUGUCCUGUAGAUGGCACCUGUUCAAUUCAAUACUCUGCUGCCCUCUAUUCUCAACAGAGGGCAGCAGAAGCCGGGAUAUAUGUGCUUGUGAAUGGUUGGAUUCAUCAAGUCUCAUGUAAAUGUAUUUUUCAGCACAACUUGUAAGUUGAAAUUGGAGAGGUGAGAUAGUGUAUUGUAUAUGUGUUGUUAUAUUGUAUUGUUUUGGUUUCUAUGGAUCCUAUCCAAAUCAUUUCAGAAAACAUCUAUACAUCUCAAUAAAUAUUUGUUUUUACCGUUUUCUUUUUAAUACAAAUUGUUCAGAUAAUGAAUCGGUCUCUUCAUAGUAGCUAUAUCACUGGGAUGGUACUCCCCUUUCGUAAUAGGUCAUAUUGUUUUUUUAGACUGUGAGGUGUUCUUGGGAUUGGGGAUCUUUGUCAGUAUACACACAUGCUUCUGUUGAGAUUUGGCUUCUGCAUUCAACCUGACUCUUCUAAAUGGGAGUGGUGAUAGUAGCUGCCAUAGUUAACCCCAGGAAAGUAACUAGAAUGAGCUGCCUUCUCAGGGAAAGAACAACCGUUUAUCCCCCUUGCCCACUCGGAGAUUUGAUAUGGCAUACAUUAGCUUACGGGUCAGAUGCUUGGACGGGGUGAAAGAAAUAUUCAAUCUUUAUUUUAUUUUUGUAUUUACUGACAAAAAUAAGGUAUAUUUAUACAAAAACUUGAAAAUGCUAGUUAUCUUGCAUUGGAUUUGUGCCAAACAUUCCAAAGAAUGGAUUUCUGUUAACCAUUACAAUAAAGCACUGCAUAAAUCA
Esox lucius (northern pike) is the source of this 2470-nucleotide messenger RNA. RefSeq names its product STKc_p38 domain-containing protein. The record is from RefSeq and is a predicted model, not a curated record. NCBI's taxonomy places the organism in Eukaryota, Metazoa, Chordata, Actinopteri, Esociformes, Esocidae. The transcript is spliced from 12 exons. Gene Ontology annotation, molecular function: MAP kinase activity; ATP binding. Bases 100 to 1179 code for a protein of 359 amino acids. Gene Ontology annotation, biological process: protein phosphorylation; intracellular signal transduction. Gene Ontology annotation, cellular component: nucleus; cytoplasm.